UCUAUCCCCUCCAUUGCCAACACAAUUAGCAGGAGGUGCCUCAGGCCAUCUCUCUCCUUUCUGCUGAUCUUCCGCUCUCGGCCUCCAAUUCAAUUCGAGUAUAUAGCCAGCCUGCAGGUCAGCACCUAGAUCUCCCUUGUAAAUGUUAUGAAUCUUUCCUUCUAGUUGUUGCCUGCUCAUUUGAGGUUGAUAGCCAUUCCCAUCCAUUCUGCCUCCAUAUCAGGGCACAGGAAACUGUUGGAAGAAGAGUACUGAUAAUACAGAGAGCAGAAAGAUCUAGCCAUGGCUGGAAACAAAUUGGUAGUGCUCGAUGCACUUGAUGUGGCCAAGACUCAAUGGUAUCAUUUCACAGCAAUUGUUAUUGCUGGAAUGGGAUUUUUUACCGAUGCAUACGAUCUUUUCUGCAUCUCGCUCGUAAGCAAGUUACUUGGCCGGAUUUACUACACAAAACCAGACUUAGAAAAGCCCGGCACGUUGCCUCCAAACGUAGCUGAUGCUGUUAAUGGUGUGGCGCUAUGUGGCACUUUGGCCGGCCAGCUCUUCUUUGGUUGGCUCGGUGACAAGUUGGGCCGCAAGAAGGUCUAUGGCAUAACUCUCGUUCUCAUGGUGGUCUGCUCCGUCGGCUCCGGGCUCUCCUUUGGACAAUCAGCAAAUGGUGUCAUUACCACACUCUGUUUCUUCCGGUUUUGGCUUGGCUUUGGCAUUGGUGGUGACUACCCACUUUCUGCUACGAUUAUGUCUGAAUAUGCAAACAAGAAGACUCGCGGAGCGUUUAUAGCAGCAGUUUUUGCGAUGCAAGGGUUUGGAAUUUUGGGUGGUGGGUUUGUCGCUUUAAUUGUUUCAAGCGCGUUCAACAACAGAUACAACCCUCCCGCAUUCCAAGAUAAUCCAGAGGCCUCGCUUCCAUCCCAAUCUGACUAUGUGUGGCGCAUGACGCUUAUGUUUGGAGCUCUCCCUGCUCUCCUCACGUACUACUGGCGUAUGAAAAUGCCCGAGACAGCUCGUUACACUGCCCUGGUCGCAAAGAACGCAAAGCAGGCCGCGGCAGACAUGUCUAAGGUGCUUCAAAUGGAAAUUCAAGCUGAAAAGACAAAAGUAGAGAGGCUUGCUGGGGAGCCAUCCAAUACCUUUGGCUUAUUCACCAAGGAAUUCGCAAAACGCCAUGGGCUUCACUUGCUUGGAACCACAUCUACUUGGUUCUUGUUGGACAUCGCAUUCUACAGCCAAAAUCUGUUCCAAAAGGAUAUCUUCUCCGCCAUUGGGUGGAUUCCAAAGGCAGCAACCAUGAGUGCACUCGAAGAGGUUUUCAAGAUUGCAAGGGCGCAAACACUCAUAGCAUUGUGCAGCACCGUGCCGGGGUAUUGGUUUACGGUCGCCCUGAUUGAUUACAUGGGAAGGUUCGCAAUCCAACUGAUGGGAUUCUUCUUCAUGACUGUGUUCAUGUUUGCACUUGCCAUUCCUUACAAUCAUUGGACGCACAACCAUCUCGAGUUUGUCGUAAUGUACUCGCUCACCUUUUUCUUCGCCAACUUUGGACCCAAUGCCACAACAUUUAUUGUGCCAGCUGAAAUCUUCCCUGCAAGGCUAAGGUCUACAUGUCAUGGAAUAUCAGCCGCUGCCGGGAAGGCAGGAGCUAUAGUUGGGGCGUUUGGAUUCUUGUAUGCUGCGCAAAACCAAGACAGAAAUAAAGUCGAUGCUGGAUACAAGCCUGGAAUCGGGGUGAAGAACUCGCUUCUUGUGCUUGGUGGAAUUAACUUCUUGGGAAUGCUGUUUACCUUGUUGGUGCCAGAGUCCAAGGGAAAAUCAUUGGAGGAGUUGACGGGAGAGAACGAUGAAGGUGAGAUUGAGACUACCGAGCAGAUUAAUGCAGCUGGUGGUAGGACAGUUCAAGUGUGAUUAUAUAUGGGGUCUUGUUUAACGAAAGUACCUUCCAAUAUUUCAAGUUUGUGUGAGAUUUUCAUUCGUUUGUGGUUUCUCGUGUUUAAAUUUAAGUGCAGCACUGCGCGCAGUAAUGGUACUGUAGAUAUUUUGUAUUGGUUUGGAACUUUGGAUCACUCCGAUCAUUUAAUUAACAACAUUAUAUUGUGUGUUUCCAUA
This is a messenger RNA of Carya illinoinensis, 2097 nucleotides long. Its product is annotated as probable inorganic phosphate transporter 1-3. Gene Ontology annotation, biological process: transmembrane transport; phosphate ion transport. The record is from RefSeq and is a predicted model, not a curated record. Bases 283 to 1896 code for a protein of 537 amino acids. The transcript is spliced from 2 exons. Gene Ontology annotation, cellular component: membrane. Lineage: Eukaryota; Viridiplantae; Streptophyta; Magnoliopsida; Fagales; Juglandaceae. Gene Ontology annotation, molecular function: phosphate transmembrane transporter activity.